Molecule: messenger RNA, 2424 nt
Organism: Homo sapiens (human)
Lineage: Eukaryota; Metazoa; Chordata; Mammalia; Primates; Hominidae
Gene: ZFP1
Product: ZFP1 zinc finger protein
Biological process (GO): regulation of DNA-templated transcription
Cellular component (GO): nucleus
Molecular function (GO): sequence-specific double-stranded DNA binding
Source: RefSeq, marked reviewed
ACACUGGGGAGAAACCUUUCGAGUGUCCGGAAUGUGGAAAAGCUUUCACCCACCAGUCAAACCUCAUUGUACACCAGAGAGCACAUAUGGAGAAGAAGCCCUAUGAGUGCAGUGAAUGUGGAAAGACAUUUGCCCAAAAGUUUGAACUCACCACACACCAGAGAAUUCAUACAGGAGAGCGACCCUAUGAGUGUAACGAAUGUGCAAAAACCUUCUUUAAGAAGUCAAACCUUAUCAUACAUCAGAAGAUUCACACGGGGGAGAAACGCUAUGAGUGCAGUGAAUGUGGAAAAUCCUUUAUCCAGAACUCACAGCUCAUCAUACACAUGAGAACUCAUACAGGAGAGAAACCCUAUGAAUGUACUGAGUGCGGCAAAACUUUCAGCCAGAGGUCAACUCUUAGAUUACACUUGCGAAUCCACACAGGAGAGAAACCAUAUGAGUGUUCCGAAUGUGGGAAGGCCUUUAGCAGGAAGUCCCGACUCAGUGUCCAUCAGAGAGUUCACAUCGGGGAGAAACCCUGAAACUCCAGCCAGGUCUUACUGUGGAAAACUCCUGCCAGAACUCUUCAAGCGGGUGAAAAACCUCAUGACAGUAUUGAGGGAACAUGGGAAUUCAUACUGAGAUGCAAUCUCUCAACUCAAAAAUGUAUUAAAAAUAGGAUCCCAUGAGAACAUUAUACUGGAAGUUACAUGUGAUACCCAGCUAAAGAAUACAUAUCAGAAUAUAUCCAGUUGUAAAUAGCCAUACCCAGUUGUACUACAAUGAGCUUUUUAAAAUCUUGAAUGAAUUGAGUAUUCUAGACAGCAGCAUAAGAAAUAUACAAACAGUAUCCUAUGAAUUUAGUGGUUUUAUGUGGAUAUGCCACAAAACACAAGUGGUAUGCUUUAGAUCUGCACAUGUGAAUUUAGCAUAAUCACUGGGAAUUUGAAAUUCUUGUCCUCUGUGAUAAUUAGGACAUAACAAGAUUUUCCAUACUAAACAUCACAUGUGUUUUUCAGUAUCUCUGCAAUCCAGUAUGCAUUCCAAAUGAAAUGUGUAACAUUUAAAGUAGCAUGGAACCUACGUCUUUCCCUACUGCUUGCUGGCAUAUAUCAGUUGGUAUGAACAUUGUUCUUGAGCUGCCUCUUAGGAAACAGAAGACAGUGUUGAAGUUUUCCCUGCUUCUGGUUUGCUGAAGAUUUUCUAGAAGCACUAUUUACACAAAUAUGCAAAUGUGAAAUAACCGAUCUAUAACGUGAAGGAGGCAGACAUGAGCUGUACUACUCAGUAUGCACCACAGAAUAAGAGUUUGCCGUGUAAAGACAAUAUCCCCAUUCGUCAUGCUCUUAUUUUCCCGUGGGAUAUUUGCAUACAAAUGCAUGUCUGUUACCAAAAUAUUGUGUAACACAGACAGAAACCACCUGUUUUUGUCUUUCCUUGUUUCCCUUAAUAUUUCAUGAAUUGUCUAGCAAAAAUGGUAGGAUGCUUCUGUAGUUCACAAAUGUUACAUUUCAGAGACUUUAGAGGAAAAAUUAUUUUAAAUAACUGUCAACUGUUUCAUUGCUUUUUAAAUUUUUCACGUGCAUAACCCCCUUUAGAAGUAAAUUUUUACACUAUUUUGUUGUUUAAAGGAGGCAUUUCUACUUCCUUGAGUUUUGCUGUUGCCAACCUAAAACAUUUCCCUUUGGAACAUGAGUUAUAAGUUAUUACUUUUCCUUUACAUGUUUACACUUUUAUAAAAAUCAGAUUUUUCAGUGGUCUCUCCAGAUAUUAACAAGAAUUGUUGUGUAACUCAAAGAUUUGCUUUUAUAGACUUGAUUUCAAAUUCUUAAGUUCAGCCUUUCCCUAUCAAUCACAAAUCAUGUAUUGGAAAUUAUAAAUGGCAACCAAAAACUGGCUUUUAAAAAAUAUUUUUGGAUAUCAUUGAUGUGCUGUCACACUAUAUAUUGAGUGACUUUCUGAACAAAUUUAUCCAGAACAUCCAUAGCCCAAUAAGCUUUUGUCUAAGUUGUCAUCUUACUUACUCACAAAGGAGGGGAAAACGUUAUUUUCAUAGCUGCUUUUAGAAAUGUAAAUUGUAACAGCCUCCUUGGACAACAUUGUGAGUCUGUUUUAACAUUAAUAUACUCUUACAACCUAGGAAUCUCCUGGGAAUCUAUCCCUAAGGAAUAAAAAGCGCCAGCACUUAAGAUUAUAUGUUUACUAAUGUAUAUUGUAUUUUUUGGUAAGGACCAAAAAAACAAACAAAAAAAAGACCAUCAGUAAGGGAAUGGAUGAAUAAAUUGUGGUAAAAACAUACCAUGGCUGAAUGGUAUUUCCUUGAAAAGAAUGUGUGGGAACAAACUCCAAACUUCUCUAGGUCAAAUGAGGAAAGCAAGAGGGGAGAGAGAGAGUGUAUGUGUGUGUGUAGCAGUUUUUAUAAAAUAAAGAUAAACCCUUAUA